GACGCUGUCAACAUUUUUAUAUCGCUUCAAUUUGUUGUAUACUAUAGUCUCAUCUACUUUACGCUCGUCUCAUUUAUUUUGUCUUCGUAUUCCUUGAAUUAAAGCUUUCUAUAAACAUUUCUCGCCGCGAGUGAGUGUAGUGUGCCUCAGUUUUAACAAUAAACGAUGAACGCGUUUACUUGUAAAAGAUAGUAAAACGUCUAUACAUAUAAUUUUUCAUACAUCAUAAUCUUACAGCGUCUAACAUGUGAUUCCAAAUGUAAAUAAUUAAUUGAUAUUAUCGCACAAAAUGGACGUGAAAGCUUGUAAUCGUGGGUGUACAGUGAAGUGACGUCUUUUAGGUUCAUUGGUCUUAUAUUUAUGUGCAGUUAUCAGUGUUUUUUCAAGAGACUAAAACACUUUCCUUGGCCUGCCUUCAGCUUCAGGUUUAAAAAAAAUAACCGCAGCCAUCAUAGCCCCUGUGAUAUGCAGCCUAUCGUUCCUCCAUCGUACUAUCUACCAAAGCCAAACCUCUAGAUAUAUUUACCAAAGCUAGCGUAAGAUGUCGAAUCACAUGCCAAUCUAUAGUCAGGUAGUACCAAAAUCACAAUACCGAAAACCUAAGCCAGUGAACACCCGCGAGCGCCCCCAAAACCUCGCCCGGACCGACUUCGACCCCCUCAACUAUAACCACGGGGGUAACUUCCAACUCCUCAACGCCCCGCUGGAGGUGAAGAUGGAUAAGGAGAAGAAGGAGCGGAGGGGGGAGAGAGGGGAACGGGCCGAGAGGAGGAAGACGCAGAGAGCGGAGACGAAUGAUGGGAAGGUGGAGGCAUAUUUGAGGCAAAACCAAGUGAGCAUAAGGCAGCAGCAACACAGACACUCGGCGGUGAGGCAAGCCGAACACAGAGUCAAUUUGAGAUCUCUGCCGCUAAACGAGAACGCUAUAUCUCGCGAUCGCGGCCACGACAGGACACCAACCGAACGGCACCGAGGCUUCGAGCGAGAGCGGGACAGAGAACGGGAGAGGGAGCAUCGGCGCGAGAGAGACAAGGACAGGGACAGAGACAGGGAACGGGAUGAAGAUAGGGACUUGGAGUUUGACGGGACACCUCUAACCCCGCCGUCAUCCCGGCCUGUCCGCAAGUCCUCGUCAGCACACCGCGUAUCCGAGACUAUAUCCGCUGACAAAAGGAGGUUUUUCUGUCGGGAGUGGGCGUUCCAGAAAAUAGCACAUUGUUUGGAGCAAAGGCCGGCUAGCAAGGCCUGCGGCGCGCUUAUAUUAGGGGAUGCCGGCAGCGGUAAAACUGCGCUAUGUCAAGAACUGAGCGAUCCUGGCCAAGGUCCGCAGGCUCGCCAACAGAGGGCGCUGAACAGAAGACUGUUGGCCAGGCAUUUCUUACAAGGUCACAGCGAAAGCAGCCUUCGUCCGGGCGAGUUCAUCCGCUCCUUGGCUAUGCAGAUUUUGAGUCAAUCGUCGCGCCGACCCCGCGCUGAUACGAGCGAGAGAGAUGCUUCUCCAAGAGAUUGUGAUGGACGCAAUUCCGAAGAAGAGCGAUUGAUCAGCAAAUUCCAGGAGCUUGGCGACGAUGGCGAGGACAGUUCUAAACCUCUCCUGGCCGAUAGCGAAGACCAACGAACUGACGAGGAAGAUGGCGGCGGGCGGCGCGCGCGCACGAUCGAUCGUAUCCACGAGCGGGAAACAUAUACUGAUUCUAUGGCCGAUACCAACGCAGAAAACGUGCCAGAAAUCCUUCCACGCUCCAGCGUCAAAACCACCAACCCGUUCGCAACGGACGAAAAAGAGAACCCUCUAUACGAAAAUCACGAAAAUCUAUUCCUACGUAACAUUUCCCAACGUCAAUCCAAAGAAAUACGCAACUCUAGACUACUAAGACAAAGCUCAGAACCGCUCACCGAGAAAAAACCUAGCGCACUCCAAAAAAGUCUAUCCACAGAUCAAAAAACUGACAGCAACAGUGAAAACGAAAAAACCAACAGCCCUCCCAAAUCUAGGAUACCUGUUGCCAACUUUAAAUACCCUAACAAGAGCGAGCUUAAACCCAAUUCUGUUGAGAAUUCGCCGCAGAAGAAAGAAAAAGAGUUGCCUGAAUACCAGAAUGUUCUAGAACGAGAGAAGAAAGAGGAUGACCCGCCUCCGAUACCUUCUUUGCCCGUCAGUCCGAGGACGUUAAUAGCGGAUGCUUAUUAUGAUAAAUUAUUGUCUGAGCCAGAGAUACAGCAGGCGCUGUUACCUCAUAAUUUGGAAAAGAAUCCGGAUGAGUGCUUUAAGAAGGCGCUGUUGUUUCCGCUCUUGGAGAUAGACCCGCCGAAACAAUGUUUGUUUCUGCUGGUGGACGCUAUCGAUGAAGGACUUAAUGGUAACACGACGGAGUCCCGCACUGUUGCCGCCCUGCUCUCUCGCCACCAGCACCUGUUCCCGCAGUGGCUGCUGCUCGUCUGCUGCGCCAGAAGACAGAGCAAGAGUCUCACCAAGAUGUUCACAGGUUUCAGAAAGAUAACCCUGGAUGAGCUGCAGCGAGCUCACGUGUCCGCUGACGUUCAGAGAUACGUGCUGUCCAGAUUAGAUACGGAGCCUAGACUCAGAGCGCGCGUAUCGCACGACGCCACCGCCGCCGCGGCGGCCGCGGCGGCGCUAGAUCAUCUGCGGAUCAAGAGCGAUGGCUGCCUUCUGUACCUGGAAAAGGUGCUAGAUGGAGUGGCGGAUGGCUUCAUAGCGCUCCGCGAAAUCAAAGAGAUACCAGGAACGCUGAACGGUCUAUAUCUAUGGCUGGCGCAGCGACUCUUCCACGGGAGGCGAUUCACUAAGGUCCGUCUACUACUAGACGUGUUGUUGGCCGCCCGUUGCGGUGUCACUGAAGAAAUGCUGUACAAAUGUCUUCUCACUAAAGAGUACAGUGUCACAAGGGAGGAUUUCAAUAGACGCCUACAUUUACUGAGAAGGAUAUUGGUUAUGGAGCGUUCUACCGGCUACCUAUCUAUCUUCCACCACUCCUUCGCCGUGUGGCUGUUGGACGUCAAGCACUGCACGCGGCGUUACCUCUGCUGCCCCGCCGACGGUCAUGCCGCGCUUGCCAUGUAUUACACGCUAUUGGCUAAAAGAUUGAGCGCUCUGGAAAUACACAACUAUGUGUUCCAUAUGACUAGUUUGGAACAACAUAUGGCCGGACAGAAGAAAAAGACUAGCGACCAAGAGGAGGUGAUAGAUCUCCACACACUAGUGCUCUUAUGGGUACUGGAUUCGGGCUGCGACGUGGAGUCGGCAUUACGGCGAGAAAACGAUACUAUGCGACAACUAGAGUCUAUAGAGAAUCAGAAAAUGGAAAGUAAACCCGAAGAUAAAGAAGGCGACCCAGAAUCUGAAGGAAAAGAUUCAAUUUCUGACCCUUCGGCCCUAGAGUCUAUAAUGCCUGAGCUUAUAUCAGGCAACACCGACGCCAGAUGGCCCCACGACAGACGCGUACUUCGCGCGUUAUUAGAACUGAGCCGCUCUGAUUCCGCCCCAGGAGAGACUACCGAAGAAGUACCUGAUUUGCUGUCUCUGGACGCGCCUCUUGAAACAGAAGUGCUAGCGCCCGACGUUGAAUCCGAAGAGCCGGUCGUUAUAGAUCCGAACGCGGUCUUUGAGUUGGCGACCAGAGGCGAGGAUGACGCUCUCACGGCUUUGCUAAAGCGCCGCCCGGAGCUAGCGCUCGUGACGGACGCGACGGGCGGCACGGCGCUGCACGCGGCGGCGCGCGCCGGCCGCGCGGCUACCUGCUGUGUUCUGCUCCGCGCCGGCGCUAGACCUGACGCGCCCGACGCGGACGCUUGGAGCGCGCUUAGGGCUGCAGCCUGGGCGGGACACACUGAGGUGGUGGAAGUUCUACUUGAGUUUGGAUGUGACGUGGAUUGCGUCGACGCAGACAACAGGACAGCUUUGAGAGCGGCCGCGUGGUCGGGACAUGAAUGCGUCGUGUCCCGCUUACUAGCAGCGGGCGCUGAUCCGGAUAAAGCGGACGCGGAGGGCCGGACGCCGCUCAUCGCGGCCGCUUACAUGGGACACGCUGAUAUUGUUCGAGCGUUACUGGACGCCGGGGCGAGCGUCGACCAUGCUGACGAAGACGGACGCACCGCACUGUCAGUAGCGUCUCUCUGCGCCUCGGGAGCCGCUUGCGCGGCGCUACUCUUAGAGAGAGGCGCUGACGUCUCCCGCUGCGACCGGGACAGGGCCACUCCAUUAUUAGUGGCCGCGUUUGAGGGACACACUGAAAUAUGCGAGCUCCUUCUAGAGCACGAGGCAGAUAUCGAGGCGCAUGACGUGUUAGGACGCACGGCGCUGUGGGCGGCCGCGUCCGCCGGACACGCGCGCGCCACGAGGCUGCUGCUGUUCUGGGGCGCCUGCGUCGACUCCAUGGACAGGGAGGGACGGACUGUGCUCACUACGGCCGCGGCUCAAGGAAACGUCGAAGUGGUUCGGCAGCUUCUUGACCGAGGCUUAGAUGAACAUCACAGGGACAACUCCGGGUGGACGCCGCUACAUUACGCCGCAUUCGAAGGUCACAUUGAAGUAUGCGAAGCUUUACUAGAAGCGGGUGCAAAAGUGGACGAAGCGGACAACGACGGGAAGGGAGCCCUAAUGCUGGCAGCUCAGGAGGGACACACGGGAUUGGUCGAAGUGCUGGUCGACGAUUGGUCCGCGCCGGUCGACCAGAGAGCUCAUGACGGCAAGACCGCGCUCAGAUUGGCGGCCCUAGAAGGCCACUUCGACACAGUACGAGCGUUAUACCAACGCGGCGCCGAUGCGGACGCGUUAGACGCCGACCGACGAAGCGCGUUAUACGUUCUGGCCUUAGACAACCGUCUAGCUAUGGCUAGAUUUCUGCUAACAGAGUGCGGGGCGCGAGCGGACACUACGGAUCUUGAGGGUCGGACACCUUUGCACGUGUCCGCGUGGCAGGGGCACGUCGAUAUGGUGAACCUACUCAUAAAAGUCGGCGGCGCUGACGUAGAUGGACGUGAUAGAUGUGGAAGAACAGCGCUGCACGCGGCGGCGUGGCGCGGCCGCGGCGCCGUGCUGGCGGCGCUGCUUGCUCACGGCGCUGACACGGCCGCUGUUUGCACGCAGGGCGCCACUCCGCUAGGUAUCGCGGCUCAGGAGGGCCACGAGGAAUGCGUUUUGUGGCUGCUGCAGCACGGAGCGGACCCACUGCAGGCCGACCAUUGCGGGCGCACGCCGGCCACGGUGGCGUGGCGCGCGGGGCACGCGCACAUCAGCCGCCUGCUCGAGCGCGCUGCGCCUGCGCUGGUGCCCGAGCACAACACCAAAGAUUCUCCGGAGUACAAGCGUCGCAGCACGCACAGCAACUCGACUAAAUCGUCCGCCGGCUCCACGAGAGACCACGAGCCGCCUCCCGAUCUCACACAUCAUGAGAAGCCGAAUCGAGCGAAUCUAUCGCUCUCUUUCGCGCAACAGGUCGCGCGUUGCGGCCGCAGCAGGCGUGAGAAAGAGAGGGAAAGCGUGAUACCCGAACAUCAUGCGGUCGAAAAGGAUUCCAAACUUAGGAGUUACGCAGCCAACGAAAGAGACGCCGACCUACGCGGGUACGCGUGCGAGCGAGACAGACGACGCGACGAGCGCCACGGCUACCAGUGCGACAGAGACAACAUGAGUCCGCUCUACGCCUCUCCCCCACGGAGCCCUAUCAGCGACAUUUGUAGCCCCACACAACCCACACAUGGCUCUCAACCUCCAAGUCUGACAGCUCAGCCGGUAUUGACUGACACACACUUCAACCGCGACACGCAUAUGCGUAUCAUACUGGGACGAGACACGAAACCGCCGCAAGAGCGAGAGAGUGGAGGAGCUUCGAAGAGUCGUCAGGCGUACAACAGGCUUGUAGGCAGUCUGGGGCGAGCGAGAGGGCGAAUAUUUAAGAAAACCAAGGGAAAGAGAAAUGGCAUCGUGACAAAUCCGGCAAUGCGACUUGUCGCGAAUGUCAGAAACGGCCUCGACAGUGCCGCCGCCAAUAUCCGACGCACGGGGGUAGCCCUAGCAGCGAGCGCCAGUUCUGCCAACCCUGCUGUCAAAACCAACGCCUUCCAGUGGAGGAAGGAGACGCCGCUAUAAACUAGAGCGAGACGAUAGGACGGAACAGAAAAUUAUGUUAGACAAAGAUCCUCGUAAGACCCACCAUAUGUGGCAUUAUCUAUGAAAAGGGACCUCAUUGUCGAUGGCGCUUACGCCGCACAGCGUCGCGCGGCAUUGUAUUUAUAUCGGAGCAUCGUUAAUAAUGGCGUAGGCGCCAUCAACAAUAAGGUCCCUUUUCAUAGAUAAUGCCCCAUAUAAAGUUUCCGAAUUUUUAAUUUGAACCUUAUUGAAUAAGUAAAUAAGAAUGAAUUUAGUUUGUUUUAAAAAGCAAUGAAACAAAAGGAAUGCUACUUUAUUUGGUUCAUGAAAUCUUCAAAUUAGUUUGCACGAUUAUGUACAUUUGUGACAUCCCACGGGUGAAGGUACCUUAUGGCGGUCGGCGCUUACGCUAUUAUUAACGCCGCUCCAAUAUUAUUGCGGCGCUAUGCGACGUGAGCGCCCGCCGCCAUAAGGUACCUUUUUUCGUGGAACGUCACAUUUAGUCUUAGGAGGCUAUAGGGCCUCAAUUUAGCCGAAUAUUUCGUGUAAAAAAACGUUAGCGUCGGACAAGGACAGAUUAUUUUUCAAGUAAAUCUGUAACGAUUUGAUAUUUAAUUUCAUUUAAUUUCAAGCAAUGUACUAAAUGGCCUAAUAUUUUCUAGGUUAUAAUUAGGGCAAAUUAAAUAAUAUCAAACGUUGGGCAAAAUUUCAUCAUUUGUCAAGGGGGAGAGUGAAAUGUACGUCUUACCACGAGUAUGACACUGACAUAUUCGCUAGCGUGUGCGUAACUCACUUUCUAUGCGCUCGUAGUGGCAUAUUAGUGCGAGCGAGAUGUAUAGAAAGUAAGUUGCGAUAAACGUAAGCGAAUAUGUCUGCGUCUCGUGGUAAGGCUACUUGUAUCUGUACGACUACAAACAGAAGAGCGAGAGAGCAAAUGAAAUAAUGUAUCGGUAUUAUAAAUCAAAGAAAUUAACGACAAAAUGAUGUAAUAUCUGUUUUGUAUUAAUGAUUUUCAUAAUUAUGUCGGUCUAAAGAAAUUAUAAUAUACAUAUGUAGUCCAUAAUUAUUUUUCCAUCGUAUUUUCCAAUUUUAUUCGUAUUUUCUGGCUCGCACCAAUGAGUUUUUCGGAACUUAUGUACGAAAUAUCAUUUGAUAUUUACCACUAGCUUUUCGGUGAAGGAAAAACAUCGUGAGGAAACCUGCAUACAUCUGUGAAGAAAUUCAAAGGUGUAUGUGAAGUCCCCAAUCCGCAUUGGGCUAGCGUGGGGACUAUAGCCCAAACCCUCUAGUGCUUGAGAGGAGGCCUGUGCCCAGCAGUGGGACGUAGGCUAAAUUAUUAUUAUUAUAUUAUUAUCGUAUUUUCACGGAAACGUACGAACGUGUCUUGACAUUUCAGUCGGUCUCGGUACAAAAAGUACUGAGAUUGACUGAAGUAGCAUGACAAAUACGAACGCUUCCGAGAAAAUACGAUGGAAAACAAUUAUGCACUACAUCCUGUACUAAACUAUGAUCCUAAGGACCUCGCAAAUAAGUCUCAUUACAUUUAGACUAUGAUAUUAACAAUUAUUAUUUAUAAGUUGUGUAAAUAUGAUUUAAUUGUUUAAGUGAAAGAACCUGAGAUAUUGUGUAAUUUUAUGAGUUUUGAUAUUUUUAUAUACGUAAUAUUCUGAUUUUUUGGUGUAUUAUAAUUUGUCUAUGUGAGCCAAUUUAAAAGUAAAAACUUCGAGCAUUAUGAAUCAACAAUGUAUUUUCCUGCUCUCCGGCCGGAAAGCGUCAACUUUCGACCCGCUAACGGAAGUUGCUACUUUCCGGCUCCGUUGAACAGAAAAAUAAUAUACACAACUCGGCCAGUAAAUAAGAAAGCCUCAGAUCACAUGUUUGUCGACCUCGUCUUCGCCGCGGCCGUCAAUUACUCGUACAUGUGAUCUGAGGGUCUACCGCGAACUACGUUCGACGUGUUGCCUCUCUGUCGCACUUAUAAAUGCGUACGUAAGCGUGACAGGGAGGCAACACUUCGAACGUGGUUCGCGGUAGGUCCUCUUGGCCAUUUCUUACUUAACUGCCCUAGUAUGUAAUAUACUAUUUCAACUUAGAUAUUUAUCCUAAGAUCCAGCCAUACAACUGAAAAGUCCAAAGUUUGUCACUGAAAUUUGAACCUAUAAUGCAGGGAUUAGAGUUGAUUUUGUUUUGUUUGAAAAUUGCAACUCUAUUCCAAUUUUAAUAUGGUUCAAAUUUCAUCGAAAUAAUUAAGUACUAUAGGUAGGACGUUGGGCCUUAGGAUGUUAUAACUAUAAAAGCAUUUUAUAACAAAAAACGCAAGCUAUUAAUUAUUCAAAUUUCGACCUUAUUUAUUGACGUGUAAGGUCUAUAAUGAAACAAAAUAAUGACGUUUACGCAUUCGUCCAUACGAAAACGAUAGUCGUCGUAGUUACAUUAAAAAUAUAGUUAAAGGAGUAUUUGUUGUUAGAAAUCGGCACUUUAAAGAAAUUGACAAAAUGGUUCCUCGUUAUUGUACAAUGGUUAUC
Messenger RNA from Cydia fagiglandana, 8634 nucleotides. RefSeq names its product ankyrin repeat domain-containing protein 50. The record is from RefSeq and is a predicted model, not a curated record. The transcript has 42 exons. The coding region runs from base 542 to 6109 and encodes 1855 amino acids. Gene Ontology annotation, molecular function: protein binding. Lineage: Eukaryota; Metazoa; Arthropoda; Insecta; Lepidoptera; Tortricidae.